AUGGCAGUCAUGUACAACAAAGACUUGGUCCACGAUGCCAUUCAGAACUCGCCGCCGUGGUACCGCAAUCCAAACUUGGUCAAGCUGUAUCUGCUGCUCCUCAGCCCCCUUCUAACCUCAACGGCAUGGGGAUUCGAUCUGAGCAUGACCAAUAGUUUGCAGUCAGUCGACAAGUUCAUGACAAACUUUGGCAAUCCGACCGGUGCGACUUUGGGCUUUUUCGGCGCCUCGAGCUCAGUCGGCGGCAUCGUCGCCUGCAUUAUCGGCGGGCCACUAAAUGAACGAUUCGGCCGUCGCAUGCUAUGCUUUGUCGGUGGCAUUAUUGUCAUCGCGAUGGGAAUUAUGCAGACCUUUUCCACCUCGUUUGGAAUGUUUUCUGGCGGAAAACUGCUCUUGGGUCUGGGAUCCAACCUUCAGCAGGUUGCUGGGCCAGUUCUCGUGACCGAGUUGGCACAUCCUAAACAACGUGUGGCCAUGACAUCCAUCUACAACACAAGCAUCUACAUUGGACUUACCAUCGGUGCGUGGAUCACAUUCGGUACUUUUGGUAUGGCGUCGGAUUGGUCUUGGAAGAUCCCCUGCAUUCUCCAAAUCAUGCUCCCUAUCUAUCAAGUCCUUACUAUCUGGUUCUGUCCGGAGAGUCCUAGGUGGCUUGUAUCGAAAGGUCGUAUUGAGGAGGCCCGCGAAAUCCUCGUCAAAUAUCACGGCAAUGGCGUUGAAGACGCCGUGGUACAGGCGGAACUGCACGAGAUCAUUGCCGGCGUUGAAGCCGACAAAACAAAACUGAAAUUCGAGUGGGACGGAAUCAAAACAAUCUUAGGCUCAAAGGGCAAUCGCCAUCGCCUUUGGUUAUGCUUCUGGACGGCUGUCGGCUCACAGUGUGCUGGCUCAAAUUUCAUUUCCACCUAUUUACCGGAGAUUCUCGACCAAAUCGGCAUGACCACCUCGAAGGAGAAGACACUGAUCAACGGUAUAUCAAGCAUCUGGUGCUGGGUCUGCGCCUUACUGGCGGCACUCCUGAUUCCACGGGUGACCCGUCGCCAAGUUUUCCUUUUCUCCAUGACCGGUAUGACUAGUUGCUUCAUUAUAUGGACAGCACUUUCCGCAACAUAUUUAAGGACGGGAGAGAAGAAUUUUGGAAUUGGCGUUCUGGUCAUGAUCUUCAUCUUCAAUUUCUUCAACUCAAUUUGUUGGAUCCCCUUGGUCAUUACGUACCCGCUUGAGACUGUCACUACCAAACAGAGGAGCCUGUUCUUCGCCUUCACGAUGCUUACUAUCAAUGCUUCAUCAUUCGUCGCCAGCUUUAUCAACCCGAUCGGGAUUCAAAAUCUGUCAUGGCGCUAUUACAUCGUCCAGUGUGUAUUCAAUGCCCUGCUCACUGCCAUCAUCUACUUUACGUUCGCGGAGACACAUGGCCUUACACUGGAAGAAAUCGCCGUCAUCUUCGACGGUGAGGAAAGGUUUCGAGAUGCCAUUGCUACAAUUGAGCUUGAUAAAGCAGGGUUUGAGGAUGCACAUAAAGAGGAGGUUGUGGAACGAAAGGUCUAA
Molecule: messenger RNA, 1548 nt
Organism: Ilyonectria robusta
Lineage: Eukaryota; Fungi; Ascomycota; Sordariomycetes; Hypocreales; Nectriaceae
Product: putative MFS hexose transporter
Exons: 1
Coding region: 1-1548 (515 amino acids)
Biological process (GO): transmembrane transport; carbohydrate transport
Cellular component (GO): membrane
Molecular function (GO): carbohydrate:proton symporter activity
Source: RefSeq, a predicted model, not a curated record